UAUUUCCUUUAGCAGACAUAUAUAAAUCGAUGAUACCGGCGCAAAUCCAUCUGUUCUUAUUUUCUCAGUUGUUCUUCCAGUCACUCUUUCUCAGUUAGAUACAUCCAUUCAUUCAUUCUUCACUUCUUCUUUGUCUAAUUCUUAUAACCUUUAAAGCUCCCUCCUCUCUAUCUCUCAAGUCUCAAUAGGAGAAAAGGUUCGGUUAACCCAGCAACUGCAAGAUCUAUUUGAUCUAUAGCUCCCGACACGAGAUCGAUUUCAGUAAUAUCCUCGAUCUCCUCUCCCUCUGUCUCUCUUGGAAAUGAGCAGUCUUGGAGCUCGAAUAAAGGAGGAGUUACCGGGGGCGAGCUCACCCGCUGGUGCUGCCUCCGGCUUCGGCAUUCCAACCCCACAGCCAAUGGAAGGCCUCCAUGAUGCUGGGCCACCCCCGUUCCUCACCAAGACCUACGAGAUCGUGGACGACCCGACGACCGACCACAUCGUUUCUUGGAGCACGGGUAACAACAGCUUCAUUGUUUGGGACUCCCAGACCUUCUCUAUGACCCUCUUGCCCAAAUACUUCAAGCACAAUAAUUUCUCAAGCUUUAUCAGGCAGCUGAAUACCUAUGGUUUUAGGAAGGUGGAUCCUGAAAGAUGGGAGUUUGCUAAUGAGGGGUUCUUGAGAGGGCAAAGGCAUCUUCUCAAGAAUAUUAGGAGGAGAAAAUCCCUUCAACCUCAAGCUGCGUCUUCGCAGCAGUCUCUCGAUCCUUGUGUUGAAGUUGGCAUAUUCGGGCUAGACCAGGAGGUCGACCGGCUAAACCGAGACAAGCAAGUCUUGAUGAUUGAACUAAUCAAGCUCCGGCAACAGCAACAGACUUCUAGGGCCUACCUUCAACAGAUGGAACGGCGCCUCCACCGGACUGAGCAAAAGCACCGCCAAAUGAUGAGCUUCCUUGCUAGGGCGAUGAAGAAUCCCGAGUUCAUGCAGCAGUUAGUCCAGCAGAAAGACCGGAGGAAGGAGCUCGAGGAGGCAAUCAACAAGAAGAGAAGGCGACCUAUCGAUCAAGGGCAAUAUAGUGAUAGUAUUUGUAAUGCUAUCGACCUUGCUGAUGAUGAUGAAGAGGGAAUAAACCCAACCUUGAUUAAGGUUGAGCCCGAAAAUUUGGGGGAUGUCUCUGAGUUUGGACUCGACGAGAUUGAUACACUUGCUAUAGAUGUCCAAGGGGUAGGUGGAACAAGCCAAAGGGAUAUUAAUGUCGAGGAAAACUAUUUAGGGGAACUAAUUGAAGAGGAACAUGAACAUCAUCAAGAAGGUAGAGUUGAUAAAGAGUUUGAUGAUGGAUUUUGGGAAGGUUUAUUGAAUGAGGGGAACGAGGAGCUCGGUUUGCUAGGCAUCGAAGGUGAAGAUGAGGAGGAUGUUAAUGUGCUGGCCGAACAACUUGGGUACUUGGCCUCUAGUCCAAAAUAGAUAGGCUCGAAAAUUCCACAUCGCCAAGCUGGUUUUUACUGAUCAAAUUGAAAGGGAAUUGUCCAACAUUUGUCUAGGAUUUGAGUUUCCUCUUUCUAAUUUGGUCUCACUGACUUAAAUGUUUAAGGUACAGUCAAUCAACUGCCAGGUAAUUCUUGAGUGCUUUAACUUCAUGAUUAGGACUGUAAAAUGAGAAACAAACAACAAUUUAAUUUUAUGACUCAUCUACUUCUCUAGUGGCCGUGUUCUUGUACUUUGAAUGACUGAUUGCCUUCUUCUAAGGAGUGCCACUUAGCUUGCACCUUCUUGUCAAUCCUUUUGUUAGUGUUCUUCGUCCCUAUUUUAUUACCACUCAUGAUUCCUUGAUUA
Molecule: messenger RNA, 1816 nt
Organism: Punica granatum (pomegranate)
Lineage: Eukaryota; Viridiplantae; Streptophyta; Magnoliopsida; Myrtales; Lythraceae
Source: RefSeq, a predicted model, not a curated record